Messenger RNA from Camellia sinensis, 636 nucleotides. The record is from RefSeq and is a predicted model, not a curated record. Lineage: Eukaryota; Viridiplantae; Streptophyta; Magnoliopsida; Ericales; Theaceae.
ACAAACCAAAACGGAUGCAAGACGUCGCCGCUCAGUAUUGGGGCCGAUGCUGAGAAGAUGGCACCGAAGCAGAAAAUUAGGAUUAAACUUAGGUCAUAUUGGGUGCGACUGAUAGAGGAUUCAUGCAAGCAAAUAGUGGAUGCUGCAAGGACUACCAAUGCAAAGACCAUGGGUCCUGUGCCGUUACCAAGCAAGAAGCGAAUUUAUUGUGUACUUAAAUCUCCACAUGUCCACAAAGAUGCCAGGUUCCAUUUUGAGAUCAGAACUCAUCAGCGCCUCAUUGAUAUUCUAUACCCGACUGCCCAAACAAUUGAUUCCUUGAUGCAGCUUGACCUUCCUGCCGGGGUUGAUGUGGAAGUCAAGCUCUGAGAAAGCAUUGCUUCAGCUUCAAUGGGCACUGUAUGUUCACACUUCUUAAUUUGAGAUAGGUUAGACACCCCCUCUUAGAACUGUAUAUGAGAAUUCCACCUCAUACAGCCCAAGCAGAAAAACACUCAAAUACUAGUUCCGAUGGAUAUGUAAUAGAAAGUUUGAAACUUCUUAAUCUUUGAUUCAAUCUUUUCUAUGGUGUAAGAAAAUUGUGAAAGCUCUUCUUUGUGGCAAUAAUGCCAAAUUAUCAAGUUGGUUCAGUUGUCU